Messenger RNA from Dipodomys spectabilis (banner-tailed kangaroo rat), 814 nucleotides. RefSeq names its product SEC11 homolog C, signal peptidase complex subunit (gene Sec11c). The record is from RefSeq and is a predicted model, not a curated record. The coding region runs from base 88 to 666 and encodes 192 amino acids. Gene Ontology annotation, cellular component: membrane; signal peptidase complex. Lineage: Eukaryota; Metazoa; Chordata; Mammalia; Rodentia; Heteromyidae. Gene Ontology annotation, molecular function: serine-type endopeptidase activity. The transcript is spliced from 6 exons.
CCGGUGGGCUGUGCCUGCCGGUGUUCGGCUACUGUCUGGGUGACACGGGGAGCCGGCGGGCUGCCGCGGCCCCCACAGAUCUCCGCCAUGGUUCGUGCGGGUGCCGUGGGCGCGCAUCUCCCCGCUUCCGGCUUGGACAUCUUCGGGGACCUGAGGAAGAUGAACAAACGCCAGCUCUACUACCAGGUUUUAAACUUCGCCAUGAUCGUGUCUUCUGCACUCAUGAUAUGGAAGGGGUUGAUCGUGCUCACAGGCAGCGAGAGCCCGAUCGUGGUGGUGUUGAGUGGCAGCAUGGAGCCAGCCUUUCACAGGGGAGACCUGCUGUUCCUCACAAAUUUCCGGGAAGACCCCAUUAGAGCCGGCGAAAUAGUUGUUUUUAAGGUUGAAGGACGGGACAUUCCAAUCGUUCACCGAGUCAUCAAAGUCCACGAAAAAGAUAAUGGAGACAUCAAAUUCCUGACUAAAGGAGAUAAUAAUGAAGUUGAUGAUAGAGGCUUGUACAAAGAAGGCCAGAACUGGCUGGAAAAGAAAGAUGUUGUGGGAAGAGCGAGAGGGUUUUUGCCAUAUGUUGGUAUGGUUACAAUUAUAAUGAAUGACUAUCCAAAAUUCAAGUAUGCUCUUUUGGCUGUCAUGGGUGCAUAUGUGUUACUAAAACGUGAAUCCUAAUACGAGAGGCUGUUCUGGGACCAGAUUGAAAUGAAUUCUGUUGAAAAAGAGAAAAACUAAUAUAUUUGAAAUGUUCCACUUUCUGUAUAAAAGGAAACCAUGUGGAGACAUUUUUGUCUUGUCCAAAUAAACGAUUCAUCAGUAAAGA